This is a messenger RNA of Candidula unifasciata, 621 nucleotides long. Lineage: Eukaryota; Metazoa; Mollusca; Gastropoda; Stylommatophora; Geomitridae. The record is from the annotation of a GenBank genome assembly.
AUGACCGAGCUUUUAUUCAAAGUGAUUAUUAUUGGUGACCCUUUUGUCGGCAAAACAUCAUUUGUUCAAAAGUAUGUUAGUAACACUUUCCGCAAAGACUAUAAGAUGACAAUUGGAGUGGACUUUGCCUUGAAAGUGAUCAGAUGGUCACAUAAAUACAACAUCAAGCUUCAGCUGUGGGAUAUUGCUGGACAAGAGAGGUUCACAUCAAUGACCAGAGUUUACUACAAGGAUGCACAUGCCUGUUUGAUCAUGUUUGACUUAACCCAGAAGAGCACAUUUCAGAACACUGUCAGAUGGAAGCGAGAUCUGGAUCAAAAGUGUAACUUAGUUGAUGGCUCUCCUGUGCCUUGUUUACUGUUGGCUAAUAAAUGUGAUGACAUAGAGCACAGGGAGGUAACUCAGGAAGAAAUUGAAGAGUUAUGCAAGGAGUUUAAUUUCCUGGGUUGGUCGGAGACAUCUGUGAAGGACGGCUUGAUGAUCGAAGAAUCCAUGGGAUUUUUGCUUGAAGAAAUGAUGGCCAAACACGCAGAAUUAGAAGGAAUUUCUGAUUCCUUCCAGGCCACAGGUUCUAAUCCCUUGAAGGAUGAGGAAACAUCAUCAUCCAAAUGUCCCUGCUGA